Molecule: messenger RNA, 764 nt
Organism: Chara braunii
Lineage: Eukaryota; Viridiplantae; Streptophyta; Charophyceae; Charales; Characeae
Source: the annotation of a GenBank genome assembly
UCUCUCUCUCUCUCUCUCUCUCACACACACACACACACACACACACACACACACACACACACACACGCCACCUUUUUCGGGCGGGAAUGUUUGUUUGGAGCCAUGACCUCUCUCUCUCUCUCUCCCUCUCUCUCUCUCUCACACACACACACACGCCAGCUGUUUCGGGCGGGAAUGUUUGUUCGGAGUCAUGGCCACGGUAUCUUUGUGAGGAGGCUCAGAGAAUCUUUGCUGUGGGUGUCACUCUCAUGGGCUGCUCUUUUGGAGCACAUGGACAAGAUGGGGGACUUUUAUGGUGUUUCAAGCGGUAGUGCUCCUGGUGUCGCAUGGAGAUUCUGUGGAGCUAUUUUGUGGCAUUGUGGGCCGACUCCAAAGGACUCUUGAACUCCCUUCCAAUUUUUUCGGCGCAUUGGAGAUUCUGGUCGGUGCUUUCUUGGUGGUAGUACCUUCUAUGCUGCGGUGCACUUAUUUUUUGUGGUCCAUGCAAAAAAUGAUGCAAGGUAAUUGUUAAGGAUGUUGCCUUUUGUCCUUCAUCCGUGUGUGCCUGAAUGUUUGGUUCUGUGCCUGGUAUGUGAUUUUGUGGAGCAGGCUACGGUGAGUUUGGGCACUUGCUGCUUUCCUCUCUACCUUUUUCCCUUCGAUUGAAAAAACUUAUAUUUAUCCACUGGGAGUUAUGGGACAAUGGCAUCAUGGUCCAUGCCAUGACUGAUGUUACAGUUUUUUUUUUUUUUUUUUAGAGAGGUGCUGAUAAGAGCAGACACCUC